AUGUUCUACGCCACACUCCGACAAGCCUAUCUUUUAUCGCCUCUGUAUGCCAGUCGUAUAUCGUCCAGGACUGUCCUCUUCAUGGCUGUUCCUCAAGCCUUCCUCACUAAGCGGAAGCUGAAAAACGUCUUUGGGAAGUCUGUCAGACGAAUAUGGAUUACCACAGACUGCAAAAAGCUGGACGAUCUAGUCAGCAGAAGAGACAAAUUAGCGCUACGACUCGAGGAGAUGGAAACACGCCUGAUCAAAUCGGCUAAUUCUGCGAGAUCUAAAGCUAUUAAAUUGCAGAAAAGGGAUGAGGAAUCUGCCAUCCCAGAUGGAGCGGAUCAUGACCUCGAUUCUGUUGCAUGGGAAGGCAAAGUGAAACGACCCACACACCGACUUCAUUUCUUCAUGGGCAAGAAGGUUGACACCAUAGAAUGGCUUCGGUCUGAACUUGAAAGAGUCCUUCCAGAAGUCAAAAAGCUGCAGAAGAAACACCGGGAAGGCGAUGCAAAGUCCAUCCCAGCAGUGUUUAUUGAAUUCGAUACGCAAUCAGCUGCGCAGACGGCUUUUCAAACGCUUUCUCACCACCAACCUUUUCAAAUGACUCCCCGUUUUAUUGGAGUUACACCUCAUCAAAUCGUUUGGCCUGCUUUACAAUACAGCUGGUGGGCCCGAAUUGUUCGGAAGUUCCUGAUUCAAGGGGCGAUCACUGCAUUAAUUAUCUUCUGGUCCAUCCCUUCUGCCUUCGUUGGAAUGAUCUCGAACGUUGCUUAUCUGAGCAAACUCCUCCCUUUCCUCAGUUUUAUUAACAAACUGCCAGAUGUAAUUAAGGGGGUCAUCAGCGGAUUGCUUCCCGCUGUUGGCCUUGCUUUGCUGAUGGCAUUGGUACCGGUUAUUCUGAGAUUUUUCGCGAGGCAAACAGGUCUUCCGACCACUGUUGCCGUGGAGCUAUUCACACAAAACACCCACUUUUGCUUCCAGGUCGUUCAGGUAUUCCUCGUCACAACUUUGACAUCCGCGGCGUCGGCGGCAACUAGCCAAAUCAUCAAAGAUCCCAUGUCAGCAAAGGACUUGCUGGCGAAGAACCUUCCAAAGGCGUCAAAUUUCUAUAUUUCCUACUUCCUCCUUCAGGGCCUAGUCUUGAGCGCUGGCGCCGUGGUGCAAGUGGUGGGAUAUGUAGUUUUUAAAAUAUUUGUUGCAUUUUUUGAUGCAACCCCGCGCAAGCUGUAUGCGCGAUGGACGUCGAUGAGCGGAUUACAAUGGGCUACGGUCUUGCCAGUUUUCACAAAUAUGGUCGUGAUUGCAAUCACAUACUCCUGUGUCGCACCUAUUAUCCUCGGGUUUGCGUCGUUCGGCUUAUACAUGGUAUAUCUGGCCUAUCGCUACAAUCUUCUUUUUGUCUACGACUCCGACGUGGACACCAAGGGUUUGAUAUACCCACGUGCCCUGCAACAAGUCAUGACUGGUAUAUAUCUCGCAUCGGUAUGCAUGAUUGGCCUGUUUGCCAUCCGGGGUGCGAUAGGGCCAGUCAUAUUGAUGGUCCUCUUCACCAUCUUAACAAUUCUAGCACAUAUCUCCCUCAAUGAUGCACUGGGCCCACUACUUUCUGCUCUCCCACGAACACUGGAACAAGUUGAAAAGAUGAUUGAUGACAACGAGGAAGGUGAAGAACAAGGCUACGCAGAAGAAAGGGAUAAUGCAAGCAGCUCCCGAGCGUACGCAACAAGCGAAAAAUCUCCAAUAAGCCCGGCAACGGCAAGCAACGAGAUCAGCCUCCCGAGCCCAUCAUCUGUCCCCUCCAGAUUCAAACGCAAAGCCCAAACGACCAUAACUGUGACCGAAAGAGCGGGGACGGGCAUGUCCACUGAGAUCUUCCCCUCGUCCCCACCAACGCCCGGCACUUUCCACACUCUCACCUACAAAUUCUCCUAUUUCAUGCACUCGCUCGUAGAACCAAACAUGUACAUGGACUAUGAGACGCUGCGCAAGAGAGUCCGGCAAGGUGCCCCGAUAGAAUACACAGAUGAAGUGGCGGAUAACGCCUAUUAUCCGCAGUCAGUGUGGAGUCCGACUCCGCUGCUCUGGGUGCCACGCGAUGCGGGCGGGGUUAGUCGCCGUGAGGUAGAGUUGACCAGCCGUGUGACGCCAAUUACAGAUGAGGAGGCGCAUCUGGAUGAGAAGAACAAGGUCAAGUGGGAUAAAGUAAAGAGCCAGCCUCCGAUCUGGCAGGAAAAGAUAUUUUAUUGA
Paracoccidioides brasiliensis Pb18 is the source of this 2232-nucleotide messenger RNA. RefSeq lists its product as uncharacterized. The coding region runs from base 1 to 2232 and encodes 743 amino acids. Gene Ontology annotation, molecular function: calcium-activated cation channel activity. The transcript has 3 exons. Gene Ontology annotation, cellular component: plasma membrane. The record is from RefSeq and is a predicted model, not a curated record.